Messenger RNA from Cydia fagiglandana, 1081 nucleotides. RefSeq names its product very long chain fatty acid elongase 2-like. Gene Ontology annotation, biological process: fatty acid elongation, polyunsaturated fatty acid; fatty acid elongation, saturated fatty acid; fatty acid elongation, monounsaturated fatty acid. The record is from RefSeq and is a predicted model, not a curated record. Bases 99 to 992 code for a protein of 297 amino acids. Gene Ontology annotation, molecular function: fatty acid elongase activity. Gene Ontology annotation, cellular component: endoplasmic reticulum membrane. Lineage: Eukaryota; Metazoa; Arthropoda; Insecta; Lepidoptera; Tortricidae. The transcript has 5 exons.
UUGACCCGUCAUUCGGACGCGAGAAGCGUUAUAGUGCGGUCGGCGUCAAGGAUAUCAAAGGAUUGCAAUUUUUAUAAUAUAAAUUAUAGUAAUAAGUGAUGGAAAAUAGAACGGACAGCCCUUCCAAUGUGGCGUGGUAUUCUAAAGGAGUUGUGGACUACGUAGACAACUGGUUUCUGAUGAGCUCCCCAUGGCCAGUGAUAGCAAUAUGGCUGGCGUACAUCGCGUUCGUACUCAAAUUGGGCCCUUCCUACAUGUCGAAGCGGCCCGCUUACCAACUCAAGAACACAUUACUUUUAUACAAUAUAGCUCAAGUGGUGCUGUCUGCCUAUAUUUUUAACUAUGGCGUAGAUAUUUUAAGAAGCUGGGGACUUGUGAGCACGCAGUGUGCCACCGAAGGAAAGGAUUCACAGCAUUAUAUUUUACGCGGAGCCUACAUAUACUUCCUAGCCAAAGUAUCAGAACUUCUCGACACAGUAUUCUUCGUUCUCCGAAAGAAGACGAACCAAGUGACAUUCCUCCACGUAUACCAUCACUCUCUAAUGAUGCUGAGUACCUGGUGUGCCAUCAAAUAUAAUCCGACAGAUGCUGUGGUGUUUUUGGGGACUAUUAACUCUCUGGUACAUGUGGUCAUGUAUGGGUAUUAUGGGUUGUCGGCGUACCCUAGCCUAGCGAAGUAUUUGUGGUGGAAGAAGUAUAUAACGUCGUUUCAGCUGAUCCAAUUUGGACUCAUCACCAUACAAGUCAGCCUAAGCGCCUUAGUUUCAAAUUGCAAGACAUCAUACGUCCUGUUAUUCACCAUAUUCUUCAACUUGGGUCUGAUGAUAUAUCUGUUCCGUGAUUUUUACAUUAAGGCAUAUACUGUAAAGAAAGUUACUGUAAAAUCAAAUGAGAAAAAAGAAGUGGCUGAAGACAAAAAAGGCUCCAAAGGUUACAUAACUUCGAUAAUUAAUGAUGGUUCUGAUCAAACAAUUAAAAUUAAAGGCAUGUGACGAUAAUAUAGAGAUUAUUUUAGUUUAAUAUUAUUUAUUGAUAAGAAUUAAUUAAGUAUGUACUUAAUAAAUUGUGAUACUAAGCCUUU